GCCAAUGCAUGUAACGCCAUAAUCACAGGGUCAACAACCAUCAAUUUAUUACGCUGUGAUUUAAAGAACCACUGCAGCUAGCAUAACGUUGUAUUACAGACAAUAUCUGUCACUUAAGGUCGACUCCGGUUCUUUUACAUCUUGAAGCUAGCUAACGUUAACGGUAGCGUUAGCAAAGCAGCCCCAAGUAUGGCGGAGGUUCCCGGGACAUCAAGUGAGACCAUAACGGAGACCGUUCAGACGAGCACGCCGCCGCCGCCCCAGCAGGAGGGACGAAGCCUGACAAUCAAGCUGAGGAAGAGGAAGACUGAGAAGAAGGUGGAGUGGUCAAGUGACACUGUUGACAAUGAGCACCUAGGAAGAAGGUCUUCAAAGUGCUGCUGUAUUUAUGAGAAGCCCCGACAGUUUGGAGAGUCAUCCUCUGAAAGCGAAGGAGAUGAUGAUGAAGGGUGCGGCAGUGCUCACUGUAUCCUGGGCCACGGCAGGAGAGGCCAUGGACAGAGAGGGAGCGGGGGUACCACAGUGCCCCCAAACUCCGGAGGGUCACACACCCACUAAUGAGCACUGCAGGCUGAUGGUGGGCUCCACAAUAAAACUGCACUUUUUUUUUCUUUAGUUCCAUCACUGAGGUACAGGCAGGCCUGGUGCUGUGUUCUAGUCAUGACUCAGAAAGUCCCCGCUGCUGGAGCAGGGUUACAGCCUCUGUACUGCUGCUCUGAGAGCAAUGAGGAUUAUUGAAUUGGCCUAAUUUAAAAUGCUGCUCUCCUUUCAACAGCUAAAAGCAUGCUCAGUAUUGUGCCAACUGGCAUAUGGAACAUGAAAUGAUACCACGUUCACCUCUUACAUCUCUUUUUAGCUUUUAUCACAAAGGAGAAUGCUGUGGUGAUAAUAGAAUUUAAAGGUCAUUCCCAGUCUUUUUGCAUGUUUUAGCCUUUUAUUACAAAUCACACACAGUAUGCAUUACAUCACUGCUAAGCAUUUUCCAAAGCAUGCUGUAAGAUGGUACAAUUUGAAAUGCUUUCCUAUUUCCCAGGCACCCAUUGGUUUCCUUUCAUUUCAUUAUUCUAUAAAAAUAAACUUUAAGGUUUGUAAUCCAUCACAGUGAACAUCGGGUUUAGUUACAUUUUUGUCAGAGAUGUGUAGAAAUGCAAUUAUGGUUGCAAUUGAAAAUUGUUAUCAUCAAUUAAUCUGCUGAGUAUUUUUUCUUGUAUUGUCCAAAAGUCCAAAGAUAUUCACUUUGCAUAUAAAAAAAACAAAUAAUGGAUACAACCAUGGUUUUAAUACCGCCUGGAAGUUAGAAAUAGCUUUCAAAAACGUAGUAUGAUUGAAAGUCAGCAGCAGUCAUGUAAACAACAUGUGAUUUGUCAUAAAUAAACUAUAACAUAUAAAAACACUAGUUAUGUACUUACUCUAUAUGGUGUAUGUUGUGUAGUGAUAUCACCUCACUAUGUUGGGAAAAAAACCAGCAACAUGGAUUAUUGAAAAUUCUGUUCCUUCAACAGCUGAGACAUGUUUGCUCUUGUUCUGACUGGUGUAAUUAGCAUUGAAUGGCAGCGCCUGCAGGUGUUUAACCCUUUAAGGACAGACGGUGCUGAUGACAGAAUUGGACUCUACUAAUGUGUUGCAUGUUUUGGCCUGAUUUUGCCCUUUUCCUACAAAUCACACUCAUGUCCAGUACAUUACAUAACAGGGGCCUAUUUUCAAGUGUGUGACAUAGUGAUUUUCACCCCUGUGGUAAAAUCAGUGGACAGAAAAUUAAGAAACCCAAAACUAUUUGGAGUGCUUUGCAAAAUGAUCAUUAGCAGUAAUGUUGAUGACAUGGGAUAUGUCAUGAAUUAGCUAAAACAUAUGAAGGCACAAGUUGUAAUGUCAUCAUAAUCAGAUCACUGCAGAUCCAUGCUUGUAAUUCCAACUGGAAAUGCAAUCACCUGCACUUUACCCAGCAGCACAUUUGACUUUCAAACUGUGAAGCAUCUCUGGAACGCAGCAUACAGAUUGUUAGGAGCUUUGUAGAGGUGACUCGUCGAAAGGCCAAAACAUUUGUCUGACUGUAUAUUUUGUUUUUGAUAAAGUGGCAGAGUUAAUUGUACAUAAUACAGCACAUUGCUUUGUUGUUUAAUUUGCUGGUCUUAAUUCUAAAUUAGCUAAUACUUGACAUGCAGUCGACCACAGUCUGUAGAGUAAAGCUGCAAUUACAAACCAGUAUGUGAGGAGUGGAAUUAGAAGAAGAUUGAAGACUAGACAUCAACAAAGAUAUCCCUUAUUUAGUUAAGUACUUGCUGUUUCUGACACCAGUUUUAGUUAUUGCCAGCUUUUGUGCUGACAGAACACAUUACACUAGACUUUACUACAUUUUAUCUUGAUGUGUUUUUAGCACCAACAGUCUGAUCCAUUUGAGAGCCCAGCCCUGGUACCUGUUCUUCUCCAUGAACUCGACCUACCUGUAGAUCAUUUAACACAAGCCUGUUUUUUUGCAGUUCUGCAAACCUGUUAGAAACUUUAUCUGGAGCUGUUGUGAUCACAAGGAGACCAUAAACCCAAACUUGAAAAGUUAAUCACAGUAAUCUGGAUCAUGACUAAAACCAGAUGCCUCCUUUCCCUAGAGUCUCCAAUAGCAGAAACAUUGAUUUAUCUAUCAUUUUAGGUGAGAACAUGUACAUUUUUUUGACAACAUGAAAUUGUAACUUUCAAAAGAAUUAUACAAAAAUCAUAACAGAUGAUCAGUUAGUCAAUCGAUGUACCUAACAAAUCAGAUCCUUAACUGUGUCUGAAGGAUCACAUUCAAAAGAACCAUUUGAACUGGUUGAAACCAUGUUACUCUGGGUUACUGAAUCCAUGUUUGAAGAACACAGUCCUGAUCUUCUAACUGUACUGUAUAACUAAAUUGAUGCUAAUCUAAUUGUUGAAGAUGUAACAUGACCAAGGAUUUUUAAGGUUUUCCAAGACAACAUCAAUUUUAUGUCGAGCUGAUGCCUGAUGACAAAAAUCCUUCAGUUAAAAAGUUGGAGAAGUUGAACCACAUUCACUGUCAAAUUGACUUAGUUAACCUCGUACAUUCAUUAUUUUCUAGAACAAAUGACUGCUUGUUUUGGGCUUGCAAUUUUCAAAUCAUUUUCAGAAGGUUUCCUGGAAAAAGUGACAUGAUUUGGUCUCAAUUACAAGGAAGGAGUGGCAGUGUUGAUGAAUGAAUGAAUUGUAUCUAAUUCCAAUGAAUUGCUUGUGUAACCCUGAGAGUCUUUCUUCAGAGCACAGCAGGUCAGCAGAAUGAUGCGUUAAUACAGCAUACUCCAUACUACCAAUACUAUACAGAAUUGUUAGAACUGUGUAUAGAGGAGAACAUGGAUGUCAUUAAAAUAUCAAGAUCUGUCAUUCAAAGUGUUCAUCGUUAUAAACACAUGUACAUAUGCAUGCUCAAAAUACAGUAAGAUGAAAUCAUUACUUUGAAACAUCACUGCUCCAAAUCUGGUUUUAAUUACUUUAAGCUGAAGUGACAAAUUUAUCUUCAAGUUUCUGUUAGUAAAACAAUGGAAUGACAAAACAUUAGACAUUUAGGCACUGAAAUGUAUUCAUGAAGUGAGAGUCAAUGUUCAUCCAGACAGCUGAGCACAGUUCACAAAUGGGUCUACAAAUUCAUCUCUUGUUUGAGAGUGCCUUCAGUCCUGAGGCUUAAGAUGAUUUAGUGUUAUAUUUUGGGUGAUAAUUUGGCCAAUAUUAGCUGAUCUUUUCACAGAUCUACUGGCUGAUAUAUUAUUCCUCAGUUUUAAACAGGAGUAUUGAUGUCAGUAUUGGCCUCAGAAGUCCAGGAUCUUUUUGGCUAUGUUUAGAACAUGUUUGAAGGUGAGGGACAUUACUAACGGCCACAGCACCAGUUUGCUGUGAAGAAUUAACUUCAGCUAAGAUUGAAACAUCUAAUCUCCACCUGUGCUGGAAGAACUGAAUUCACUGGACUAAAAUAUCCAGAUUACUUUAUCUGGCUAACAUAAUGUAAGCUUGGAUUUGUUAUACAUUAUUGGAAGAAUUGGGGGGGGGGGGCAACUUAAAGUUCUCUCAAAUUCAGUCACUUGUGUUGAAUAGCUGUUUAGCUCUCACUUCCUUACCCAAAGCUUUUGAUCGUUUUUGCAGAGCUCUAACUGUCAGUUUGCUGUAAUAAUUGAUUUUGCACGUUGUUCCCUGACAGCAUUAGAUUCAAUGGAAACUCAUUAACAGAGGAGUGGUGGUGUUUUUAACUUAGAAAUCCUUUGCAUUUUUGCAUCAGACUAAUUGGUUGUUCUUUGCAUAGCAGUUAAUAAUAAAUAAGGUAAUGCAUUUCUGCUAAUACAGUCAUUCCCCGAACUCCUUGGAUGAAGCACCAUAGUUGCCCAUUAAAUUCAGCAUUGUCUGUUCACUUCAUGAACACUGUUUAAAGACUAUGGGUAUUUGUGCAUUUCCUGCUGUGCUCUGAGGAGUGGCUGACAUGUUUCUAAGGUUGAAUCAGGUUUUAUGUGUGUCCCUGAAUCACAGCUAAUGUAGCGUAAAGGAAGGGAGAGGUGAAGGUGCAUGACUGCUGGCCCAGGGUCUGUACUUGUGUCACAGCUAUGACCAAAACUCACCGGAUGCAGGCAUCAUCAUCAUCAUCAUCUUUCAGUUUCAGCCCAUGUUGUGUGGAUUACACUCAGUUCAUUUAUGCCACCACUUUAUGUACUAUGUAUACACAUUGACAUUGUUACAUAUGUACAUUGUUCUUGUACUGGUAUUGCACCUUUCUGUAUAUACUAUUAAGCAUAAGAGAGCAGAUUUAAUGUGAAUUAAAGUUUUGA
Chelmon rostratus (copperband butterflyfish) is the source of this 4796-nucleotide messenger RNA. It is a transcript of the gene ppp1r11, whose product is annotated as protein phosphatase 1, regulatory (inhibitor) subunit 11. Gene Ontology annotation, cellular component: nucleus. Bases 190 to 558 code for a protein of 122 amino acids. The record is from RefSeq and is a predicted model, not a curated record. Gene Ontology annotation, molecular function: protein phosphatase 1 binding; protein serine/threonine phosphatase inhibitor activity. NCBI's taxonomy places the organism in Eukaryota, Metazoa, Chordata, Actinopteri, Chaetodontiformes, Chaetodontidae. The transcript is spliced from 3 exons.